Molecule: messenger RNA, 465 nt
Organism: Cooperia oncophora
Lineage: Eukaryota; Metazoa; Nematoda; Chromadorea; Rhabditida; Trichostrongylidae
Source: the annotation of a GenBank genome assembly
AUGUAUUUUCCCACGUACAUAUCUGUGUUCAUCUCAUGGAUUGCCUUUUGCAUUGACUCAAAAGCCUUACCAGCAAGGAUUGUACUUGGAGUUAAUUCACUCAUGUCUCUCACUUUUCAGUUUGGUAACAUUAUACGCUCACUGCCGCCUGUUUCCUACAUUAAAGCGAUCGACAUCUGGAUGUUCACAUGUGUUGCCUUCAUUUUUGCUUCACUUCUUGAACUGGCUUUCGUCGCCUAUCAGGACAAGAAACUGCUACUGAAAUCAAGCCGAUCUGGAAAUGCAGUGAAUACCAUGAUGGCCUUAAUGAAGAAUAUUAUGCCGUUUGGCGAAGGACAGGAAGAAACUACCCCGGAACGAAUAGGACGACGCAAUACUGAUGACGUUCGUGACUCAGUGACCGUGAAGGUCAAAAACAUGAGUAUUAGAGCUCUUGGAAUUCUCAGAGUUCUAUUACCUUCGUAA